This is a messenger RNA of Archocentrus centrarchus (flier cichlid), 879 nucleotides long. RefSeq lists its product as uncharacterized. Bases 43 to 762 code for a protein of 239 amino acids. The record is from RefSeq and is a predicted model, not a curated record. The transcript has 2 exons. Lineage: Eukaryota; Metazoa; Chordata; Actinopteri; Cichliformes; Cichlidae. Gene Ontology annotation, molecular function: GTP binding.
CUCUCUCAAGACUUCAAAGAUCAUCCAGCAAAACCAAAAACAAUGUCCAAGCCUGCAGAGGAGCUGAGGGUCGUGCUCAUUGGAAGGACUACAACUCUGGUGACUUCAGCCAAGGACAUCAUGGAAAAACAUCUGACGGAGACAAAGUCAAAGAUGGUUUUGGUUGACGCUCCUGGUCUGUGCCAGAAAGACAAAGACGAAAAAGAGGUGCUGAGUGAGAUCGUCACAUCCAUCUUCAAGUCUGGUUCUCAGCGUGGCCCUCACGUGUUCCUGUAUGUGCAGGAAUGGGAGAAUUAUUUUAACAAACAUGACAAGGACAGAAUGGAACUCUUUAAGUUGAUGUUUGGUAACGAUUCAAUGCGUUACUUUCUCCCCUUGAUCACAGGUGUAAGGAAAGAACUGUCUGAAGAUGAUAAGAAAAAAAUAGUGGAUUUUUUUGAGAAAUAUGGAUUUGAAUCAAAGAAAUUUGGUGUCAUUGGUAAGGAUGUUGACAAGGCCAAAGAACAAGUGGCUGAGCUAGAGAAGGAGAUCACUGAGAUGGAUAAAAAGAACAACGGGGCAUAUUACACAGUCGACAUGCUCAAAGAGGCACAGGAAGCCUUACUCAAGAAAAUUCCGGGCAAUAAACAUGAUGAUGCAAAAGAAAGCAGUCUGCACUGUGCAGCUAGAGACUUGUUAACUCAGGUACUGGGGCCCGACACUGCUAGAUUGGUCCUACAAGCUAAUACCUGGCUGGCAAAGAAGUUAGCUGAAUGCAUGUAGUGAGAUCAGCGAGCCAAGAAGCAGAACAAAUAAAGCGCACAAAAAAAAAAAGGCUGAAAAUAAAACUUUGAUUCUGAUUUCAGACGAGCUUCAGAGAGAAAUGAUGUUUAAAAUGAU